Messenger RNA from Uranotaenia lowii, 818 nucleotides. RefSeq lists its product as uncharacterized. The transcript is spliced from 2 exons. Lineage: Eukaryota; Metazoa; Arthropoda; Insecta; Diptera; Culicidae. Bases 21 to 677 code for a protein of 218 amino acids. The record is from RefSeq and is a predicted model, not a curated record.
CGUGUUUUCCUCCGAUCAAAAUGAAACUGCUUUUUGCUUCUUGGUUUUUAUCCUUUCUAAGUUUAUCAUUAUGUGUCACCGAAUUGAAACUUCCAGAUACUCCUAAACAAUCUGGAGGACCUCUUUUUAUAGGGAUCCGUAAGGCAAGCAACAAAGCUCACCUCUGUUGGGCUAUUAAAGUGGCUCCAACUGCAUUUGCAACGGAUCUAGAGUGUUUGAAAGGAUUUAACAAAACUCAGCUGGUUCUCGUUUACGGAGACAUUCAACCCUCAACCAAGGAGCAAAAGUUCCUCAAGCAAAAAGUAAAUCAGCUCAACAAACGUUGCCGCCACGAUAUUGAAACUGUUGCCUUACUGGUGGAAAACAGGCAAUCGAUCAUGUUCAAAACGGUUCUCAACUACAUUGCCUCGUACAGUUUGUUGCAAACUUCGGAACGAUGCCGGGAAUGUGGAGUUCUUAAAAUUCAACGACGGCUCAAAUGUUCGGUUUCGAAUGUGGCCAUCGUCUACAACAAUUGCAUCCAACAUUUUAUUUCGCCUGUUGAACGUCGAAAGACUAUUCUGGAUCCUGUCAGACUUGAACAAAUGAAGAAAAACGUCGACGAGGCUCUAAGAAACUACUGGAAUCAGCGCCGUCAGGAUGCAGGGCUGUUCUGGAGUUUAUACCCGCAAGUAUAAGUUUGCUAUAAAAAUAUGUAGAUAUCGAAAAAAUUGUUUAUCUCCAUAAUUAUGAGUAAAUAUACACAAACAGUAAAUAUACUCCAAAUUGGAUCGGGCCCUCGAUUCAUUAUUUUACUAACAUCCGACAAAAUUUGACAG